Molecule: messenger RNA, 5567 nt
Organism: Synchiropus splendidus (mandarinfish)
Lineage: Eukaryota; Metazoa; Chordata; Actinopteri; Syngnathiformes; Callionymidae
Gene: znf609a
Product: zinc finger protein 609a
Exons: 11
Coding region: 798-4742 (1314 amino acids)
Biological process (GO): regulation of transcription by RNA polymerase II
Cellular component (GO): nucleus
Source: RefSeq, a predicted model, not a curated record
UGUGUUACCUGAUGUUUCUUCAGAUUCAGCUGGAUGUGAGUAGGUGUCUUUGGUCCUUUGGUGUUCACCACUGGGAGAGCAGUGCAUACCUACGCAGGGGGCGACAACUAGUCAUCGUGCAAAUCGGUUGGAACGGACCUGGCAACGGAAAAACUCAGUCCAGGUCCAGUGAUCCAGUCAGUCCGCAUCCAGCGAUCCAGUCCCGAAUUUGGGUGUCAGCCAUUAGCUCUCGGUCUAUGUGUCUGUUUGUCGCUGUCUGUAUGUCUAUUGCCCAGCCAUCGUUGAUUUGGAAACUCUGGGAAUAUUGCGUCGCUAAUGGAGUACCCGGAGUUGUUCUUACUCUCUUAUAGACUCCAGCAGGUGUUUUGAGGGCUCGCCGUUUCCCGCAGAACUGCACUCUUGUACGGGAUGUGUGAUGGCUGCGCUUCAGUGAGCCCGGAGCACGUUGACUGCUCUGCCGCUUGCAGCCCCUUCUCCGCGGGCUCGUUCUAAACGAAUUCACUGGGAUUACCGGGACGCAUGGAGUGUGCGUGAAUAUUGGCGGAAUCGGAAAUAUAUACGGGAGCGCUGGAGCCCUUCCCAACUGACAUUAAGUCCAACCUGGACGAGGCGCCAGUCCACCAUAGGUCAUCCCCAGACAGAGAAGACACCAACCUAAUCCAGAGACAAUAUACAGAAAGAAAUGUGGCGAGAAAGGUGGCGGUGCAGGGUCCAGCCCUGAGGAGGCGCCCUGCAGCUGGGAGGCACGCAGCCCCCCUGCGGCCCCCCCUGCGGCGCUCCGGGACGCCCCUACUAAGAUGUCCCUCAGCAGUGGCCCUGCAGGCGGCAAAGGUGUGGACUCGAACGCGGUGGACACGUACGACAGCGGCGAUGAGUGGGAUAUUGGUGUUGGCAAUUUAAUCAUUGACCUGGACGCUGACUUGGAAAAGGAUAAACUAGAGAUGUCAAGCAGUAAAGAGGGAGGGGGCAUGGGUGCCCCUCCCAGCGCAGUGGCUACUCUACCUGAGAAUAUAAAGUUUGUUAGCCCCUUAGCUGCAUCACAGGGCAAAGAGAGCAAAUCCAAAUCUAAACGAAAUAAGAACUCUAAAGAGAGCAUCAAGGCCCCUGUAAGUGAAAGCUCCAAGAAAGAGAUUCAGGGGCGCACCUCUGGUGAUCCCCCACCCCAGAUCCCCAACACACCUGCAAAGGGAACAGACAAGUCAAGUAAACUCCAGAGGAACCCCCACACUGUGAAAAAGGAAAAGGACAGUUUAUCUGCCAAAACUAAGAAGGAAAAAUUGGAGGUGGUGGUCAACACUGAGGAGUCUGGGGGCCCUGUUUUGCCCCUAGCAGGCCUUCGCAGUGGUCAAUGCGAGGGCCAGCAGAACCCUGAGUUGGUUGCAGUCGAGCAGCUUGGGAAUAUUGAACUGGACGCCGCAGGAAUGAGCCAACUUGUCACCAUGACAUCGGAUCAGGAUGAAGUGGACAAUGGCGAAUGCAGAAAUCUGAAAAAGGUGCUCAUUGGUGAGGCGAUUGAGUCUCCAGUCUCGACCCCUGCCCCACCUCCCCUACACCUCCUUGCUCCUGUCGUCAACGACAUCUCAUCUUCUUGUGAACAAAUCAUGGUCCGCACACGCUCAGUAGCUGUGAAUACAGCAGAUGCAGCACUGGCCACUGAACCGGAGUGUCUCGGACCCUGUGAGCCCGGAACCAGUGUAAAUCUGGAGGGCAUUGUGUGGCAGGAGACAGAAGAUGGUAUGCUUGUGGUGAAUGUCACAUGGAGAAACAAGACGUAUGUCGGAACAUUACUGGACUGUACCCGGCAUGACUGGGCCCCUCCCAGGUUCUGUGAUUCGCCCACUAGUGAUGUGGAGAUGCGUGGUCGCGGUCGGGGGAAGAGGAUGCGCCCCGGCACGAGUGCACCCAUGAAUGACAACAGCAACUCUUCCGACAACAAAGGCAGCAACAGUAAGACUCGUGGCGCUGCUGCCAACAGUAAAGGCCGCCGUGGGAGUCAGACCACAAGCAGCGUGGACGAUGCAAAGGCCAGCCCAUCUUCUGCCAAGAGGAAGACCAAGCCUGCGUCUGACAUGGAGCCCACCUCGAGCUCUGAGGACACCAAGGCUUCCAAGCGAAUGAGAACAAACUCUACCGGUGUAGCUGCCUCGCUGUCUGGCGUUAAAGUUGAGCCCCUACCGCCGCAACCUCUCGACCGGACUUGUCCAUCCCCAAUCCUUAUUGACUGCCCACACCCAAACUGCAACAAGAAGUAUAAGCACAUCAAUGGGCUGAAAUACCACCAAGCACGAGCCCACAAUGACCAGGAUGUGAGAUUGGAUCAGGAUGGAGACAGCGAGUAUGGGGACGAUCCAACCCUCCACCCAGAUCCUUCGUCUUGCAAUGGCUCCACUGCAUCCCCUGCCCGCUCCACGACUCCGAAAGGGCGGGGAUUUGAUGCUCCAUCACCAUCCCCCUCAGGAAAGAUGCCAUCCAAACAGUCCAGGAAGAAGGCUGGAGAAGCGGAGGCAGAAGUGACAGACGGUGGAGAGGAAGGGGUUUGUUUAACUGAUGACGCCAGUAAUGAUGGCAUGGAUGAAAGGAAAGCUAAGAAAGCAGCAGGAGGCAAGUCUGAUAAACUCUCGCAAAAAGGCGGAAAGCCUGCUCGUCCACAUCCUUCUUCUGGGUCACCUUCACCUUAUGGUCUGCAGGCGUCUUCACCUGCUCUCGGUUCAGUGGUGCAGUCCGUCCCUAAGAGCCCCCAGCUCAAAAGCAUGCAGCCCAAACCCCCUCUGCUGAACGACCCCGCCUCCAGCCCUGCCCACAACAAGGACAAGAAGAAAAAGGACAAGAAGAAGAGGGAGGGUGGGAAGGAGGGAGACAGUCCUAAAGCAAUGAGCAAAGGUGGUCGACAGGAGGAAAGUCCCUAUUCUGACGCGGAAGCCUUGCUCAACGGCUCGUCAGAGACACACCAGAGUCGCCUGGCCAGCAUCAAAGCUGAGGCAGACAAGGUGUACAGUUUCUCGGACAAUGCCCCAAGCCCUUCUAUAGGCGUGUGCAGCAGGAUGGAGGCAGGCAUGACCCCCUCCCACCACCUCAACCAGAACGGGGCGGACAGUGCCUCGGUAAAGACUGGCAGCCCUGCAUACUCUGACAUCUCUGACGCCGGGGAGGACGGAGAGGGGAAGGUGGAGGGGAUUAAGGUGAAGACCGAACCCGAUCAGGGAGCUCGUGAAAUUGCCAAAAAGGCGCUGUUCCCGCCUCAGACCUCAAGUAAAGAAUCACCUUUUUACCCUGCUUAUGACUCUUAUUACUCCCCUAACUACCCCAACCCCAGCCCAAGCGCCACACAUUCAGCGCCCCACAUGGAGGGUUCUCAGGUAAAGGUAAACAAGGAGGAGGAGCCAGAGGUGGGGGAGGAGGUCAAAGUUAAAGCAGAGCCUCAGGAGGAGAGAAAGCUGGAGCCGCCGCAGCCGUCCGUCAUCCAGCAGCGCUCCAGCAUGUACUCUCAGCCGCUCUACUACAACCAGUACUACGUCCCACCGUACGCUUACUCCUCGGACCCGGCCUACCACGCCCAUCUACUGGCCUCUAACCCGGCCUACCGCCAGCAGUAUGAGGAACGUCAAAGACAGGUGGAAAAGAAAGCCGAAGGAAAAGAUAGGGAGUCAUCUGUGAAGGAGGAGUGGAAGCAGAAAGCCUCUGUGCCCCCCACCCUAUCCCGAGCACCCAGCCUCACCGAUCUAGCCUCAAAGGGGGGACUCAACCCAAACAAACCCAAAGAACUUCCGCCAUCCUCAGAGCAGGCCAAGUCAGUGAUCAUGGUGAAGGGAGAGGAGUCCAAAGGUGGACCCCCACCCGAGGGUCUGAAAAUGAAGCUCAGUGAGUCGGGGCAUCAUGUGAAGGAGGAGCUCAAGCCAGGGCUGGAGUCAGGCCGCCCAUCAGGUGUUGAACCAGCCAUGUGGUACAGACAGGAGCCGGACGCACGCCUGUGGCCUUACAUGUAUCCCAACAAGUACUCCGAGGCAUCAAAGCCCCAGGACGAGGAGCGGUGGAAGGAUGAAAGGGAACGGGACCGAGACCGAAAAGUGAAAGAGGAAAGACCAAGGCAAAAGGAUGGUAUUCACAAGGAGGAGGCCAAGGAGGCAGCGGAGGGUCGGACACAGCUACCUCCUGAGGAGCACAGAGGCGGGACAAAGGAGGUUCGCCCUCCUCACAUGCAGUUUUCCUCCCCUCUGGCGCAGCACCAGGGCUACAUGCCUUACAUGCAUGGACCUUACGCUUACAGUCAGGGCUAUGAGCCCGGGCAUCCUGGCUAUCGAGGCGUGCCCUCAGUCAUGAUGCAGAACUACCCUGGUGCAUACUUGCCAGCUGGUUACUCAUUUUCAGGGUAUGGAGGAAAGGUGGCGGCUGGGGACGAAGGGGAAAAGGCGUCGCGUUCCAGCCCCACCAUGAAGCCCCAGAGUGAGGCCAAAGCUCUGGAGCUGCUACAGCAGCAUGCCAGUCAGUACAAAAGCAAGUCUCCUUCUGUCCAAGACAAGACGCCACACGAGCGAGAGCGGGACAGAGAAAGGGACAGGGAAAGAGACGGGGACCGGCCUCGGUCCUCGCCGUCGCAACGCGUCAUGCCAUCACAUCAUCAUCUGGGAUACCCGCUACUGUCGGGACAGUACGACCUUUCCUAUACCUCAGGUCUGUCGUCCUCAGCCAUCGUUGCCAGUCAGCAGGCAUCUGGUCCGCCCAUGUUCCCUCCUGCUCGGAGGUGAGAACGACACACUUGAUUGGCUGCUGCUGUCUAAAAAUCAUGUGACUGGAUCACAUGACAGUGAGACUGUCAACAUCUUUACGGUGUCUGUGCGACCCUGGUUGGAUGUCUCACCAUGCCAGGGCCCACCCGGCUGGUCCUCCUGGUCCAGUGGAUCUGCUCUGUCCCGAUCGGUCGACACACAGCCUGCAGCGCUGGGGCGGGCAGCAGACUAUACAGGAUCCGUGUGGUUAUGAUCAUUUUCCGAGGCGGCAGGUCGGACAGCUGGGUCAUGUUGAUGUCAGGAAGUCCAGAUUUUGAAUCCUCACAUUUCGACUUUUGAGCCUAGACUCACUCUACAGUGACCUCAGCACCUCUGGACGUGGUCACUCCUAAUCUGGAAUUCUAAACACUGUGGAUGUCGGAGGAUCCCGAGUGUAGCUGUGUACUAUGUACGUCUGUGUUUGAGCAUUUGUGUGUGUGUGUGUGUGUGUAUGUGCGCGCAUGUGUGUGCGUGUAAAUACUGUACAGAGGAAUUAUUUUAAAGAGCCUGUUGAUGAUUUCUACUCUUCUUUCGUCUGGUCGCCUCUGUUUUUCUACUGUUGUUGAUCUGAUAUUAAACCUGUAGCUGGUGGAACGGCAUCCAACUCGUCUUCUGAUUGUUGUCCAACACCACACUACUCCUGUGUCACAUGAGCCUUUUUUUCACCAGAGCUGCGGCUCUGGAUCCGAUCAGACAUUUCCUGAAGUAUUCUCCGUUUUCGUCAUUAAGCCUGAUGCAAAAUGAGUUGGUCCCUUAUGACGAUGCUUUGAAAAGCAAGUGGCAGGUUUUUUCCGUCAUGUACCG